Molecule: messenger RNA, 3143 nt
Organism: Strongylocentrotus purpuratus (purple sea urchin)
Lineage: Eukaryota; Metazoa; Echinodermata; Echinoidea; Camarodonta; Strongylocentrotidae
Gene: stt3b
Product: dolichyl-diphosphooligosaccharide--protein glycosyltransferase subunit STT3B
Exons: 18
Coding region: 258-2762 (834 amino acids)
Biological process (GO): post-translational protein modification
Cellular component (GO): membrane
Molecular function (GO): dolichyl-diphosphooligosaccharide-protein glycotransferase activity
Source: RefSeq, a predicted model, not a curated record
CAUGUGAGCAUGUAACGUGUAUGUGCCUGGUUGGUGUCGAUGUCUGGAUCAUGGGCUUCAUUGGUUGGGGUACUAUGCAUGCAGCUCGUGCCCAGCCGCGCUGCACUCGAUGAUUAUGCUAGCUCGCUCGAUAUAUUAUGCCAGUUCAGUGAUGAGUGCAUGUGAAUUCUGUGAUAUUCCAUUGACUUUUGUGUAGGACAGCGCUGGCCAAGCGAUCGAGUCCAGGAACCACCGGCGUGACUCUAACACAAAAGUUAAUGAACAUGGCGUCUGCUGGACAACAAGGGCAGUACGAUGCGACAGCUGGGGAUGAAAAUUCGACUGAAGACCCCACAGUCAUAUUUCCAGGAGGAAGAGCUAAAAAUUCAGAUGCUAUGUAUGCGAUCACUCGGAUCAGAGGCCAACAAAUGAGUGAUGCUCGUCAACAGGCGGGAAAGCCGAAGCCACCCAUUCAUAUUGGAGCUGUGAAGGGGCUACUGGCUGUCGUUAUUCUGUUUCUGGCCUGUUUAGCAGCCUUUUCUUCCCGUCUGUUUGCAGUGAUUCGCUUCGAAAGUAUCAUUCAUGAGUUUGAUCCAUGGUUUAACUACCGUUCAACACAUUACCUGGUCACUCACGGUUUCUACAACUUCUUGAACUGGUUUGAUGAGAGAGCAUGGUCUCCUCUCGGAAGGAUUGUUGGGGGCACAGUCUACCCUGGUUUGAUGGUGACAUCAGGGGCUAUUUAUAACAUCCUUCACUCUCUCAACAUACCAAUACACAUAAGAGAUGUCUGUGUGUUUCUAGCGCCCCUCUUCAGUGGACUCACAGCCUUGGCAGCUUAUGGCUUGACAACUGAGCUAUGGGAUGCAAGUGCUGGUCUAUUAGCAGCAUGUUUCAUUGCUAUUGUACCAGGCUACAUAUCCCGAUCAGUGGCUGGAUCCUAUGAUAAUGAAGGAAUCGCCAUCUUUGCUCUGCUUUUCACCUACUAUCUAUGGAUCAAGGCUGUAAAGACAGGAUCUAUUGCCUGGGCUUCUGCUACAGCACUGUUAUACUUCUAUAUGGUAUCAGCAUGGGGAGGUUAUGUGUUCAUUAUCAAUCUGAUCCCCCUCCAUGUAUGUGUCCUGCUGCUCAUGGGGAGGUUCUCAAACCGUGUCUAUGUCGCAUUCUGUACAUUUUACAUCUUGGGAACCCUGAUGUCUAUGCAGAUCCCAUUCGUAGGCUUUCAGCCAGUACGAACCAGUGAGCACAUGGCAGCUGCAGGUACCUUUGUUCUGCUUCAAGCCUUUGCCUUCCUGAGGUAUAUUCAAGACUUCUUGACCAAGCAAGAAUUCCGCUCUCUAUUCUUUUUUGGUGUGCUUGGUACAGCAGGAAUUACUUUCAUGGGUGUCGUAUUCUUAACUUAUGCAGGUUACGUUGCACCCUGGAGUGGUAGAUUCUACUCACUGUACGAUACUGGCUAUGCAAAGAUUCACAUUCCAAUCAUUGCCUCGGUGUCCGAGCAUCAGCCAACGACCUGGGUGUCCUUCUUCUUUGACCUUCAUAUCUUGGUCUGUACAUUCCCAGCUGGACUCUGGUUCGUCAUCAAAGACAUCAAUGAUGAGAGAGUCUUCAUUGCCCUGUAUGCCUUGAGUGCUGUGUACUUUGCCGGUGUGAUGGUACGUUUGAUGCUGACCCUGACACCAGUGGUCUGCAUCCUAGCUGCCAUUGCGAUCAGCAAGACUCUCAAUGAAUACCUGGUGGAUGAACUCCCCAAGAAGUCCCUGACGGGGGAAGAGGAAGAAGAAGAAGAGGAGGAGGAUGCAGAUCGCAAAAACAGGAAAUAUUACGAUAAGGCUGGUAAAGUGCGACGUAUCAAGACGGACAAAGGCAAGGAUGAUGAAGGCAUGGGAGGUAACCUGAAGGGGUUCGUUGUGGUAGCUAUCAUCAUGACCCUCAUGCUGUUCUCUGUCCAUUGUACCUGGGUCACCAGUAAUGCCUACUCCAGCCCUAGUAUAGUGCUGGCUUCACACAAUCAAGAUGGGUCGCGUGUUAUCCUAGAUGACUUUCGUGAAGCCUACUACUGGUUGCGUAAGAACACAGACGAUCAUGCCCGUGUGAUGUCAUGGUGGGAUUAUGGCUACCAGAUAGCUGGGAUGGGAAACAAAACAACACUUGUAGAUAACAACACCUGGAACAAUAGUCAUAUAGCAUUAGUUGGCAAGGCCAUGUCAUCCAAUGAGACAGCAGCUUAUAAAAUAAUGAGGGACCUAAGCGUUGACUAUGUCCUGGUGAUCUUUGGUGGUGUGAUAGGGUACUCUGGUGAUGACAUCAACAAGUUCUUGUGGAUGGUGAGGAUAGCCGAGGGAGAGCAUCCAAGAGAUAUCAAGGAAAGCAACUACUUUACACCCAAUGGGGAGUUCAGAGUGGACAAAGCAGGAUCGCCUACUCUACACAACUGCUUAAUGUAUAAAAUGUGUUACUAUCGCUUCGGGGAAUUGCAGCUUGAUUUUCGGUCACCGGCGGGCUUCGAUCGGACGAGAGGUGUGGAGAUUGGGAAGAAAGACAUCUCCUUUGAGCAUCUAGAAGAGGCCUACACCACAGAACACUGGCUCGUCCGAGUCUACAAGGUCAAACCACUCAGUAAUCGUGUGCCCUCUCAGAACCUGCUUAAGAGAAAGGCAGGCGUGAAGAAAUAUGUAUCUAAGAAGACGAGUAAGAAAAGGCGUGGAUCUAUCAAGAAUAAACCAGCGGUGAAACGAGGCAAGCGGACUAGAGGAGGUGGCAAAGUUAAUAAGAGAAUAUAAAUCUAUUCACCUUGCCGAGUUACUCCAGGAACAUGUAGUUUAGUUUUAAUAAGAUUUUUGGGAAAUAGCCUUCUAGAAUUAUGUAGUUACGGGACAGACUUUGGUGGAAUGUUAGGAAAGUGGAGAGAUUUUACAGAAUUAUCAAAACCUAAUGAUAAGUACUUCAAUUUUUCUUGUCGUCCUUGUGUACUUUGUCCUCAUGGAAAACCAAAUCAUCAUCUUGCUUUCAGGAUUUGUAUGUACAUGUAUGUUGCUGUAUUACCCAAGAUUUCAGAAAACUUAGGAAAAACAAGGUCUGUUACAGGUAAAACAUCAGUCGGGUAACAUUUAUGCAUCGUAUCUAAGUAUUUAUGUUUUUACUUUGGUAUACAAUUUUGAAAA